UACAAAAUGUUCUACUGACCAAUAAACACUAAACACUUAUAAUGUAAAUCAAAAAUUAACAUAAAAUAUAAUUUAUAUAUGUAAGGUUAAAGUCUCGAUACAUCGGAUUAUGUUUGUGAAAUUUGUGAAAACGAAGAUCUGAUUUAAAAUAAAUAUAUAUAAUUAAUUCUCAGUGCCCCUAAAUCACACGUCAUAAUGAUUAAAUUAUCAUUGAAAGAAGCAAUGAAGAUCGGUUUUAUUGGAGGCGGAAAAUUGGCGUAUGCCUUGGCAAAUGGAUUUAUAUCCGCAGGAUUGGCGAAACCGGAUGAAAUCACAGCCAGCUGUCAUCCAGCAGAUACAGUUAGUGCCGAAGCGUUUAAGGGUCUAGGAGCAACAGCCCUGUUUGAAAAUAAAAGUGUGGUGGAGAGAUCGGAAGUUGUAAUUAUUUCUGUCAAACCAGACGUGGUAGUGCCGGCCUUGGCAGAUGUCAAGGGCCUUCAAGCUUCGAGGAAUAAACUAUUUAUAUCAGUAGCCAUGGGAGUGUCUACAAGAACUAUUGAGAAGGCUCUCCCAAUAGAGGCGCGAGUUAUUCGCGUUAUGCCAAACACUCCAGCGCUUGUGAAAGAAGGCGCAGCAGCUUUAAGCAGAGGUUCCAGGGCAACAGCUGAAGACGCAAUGAUUGCGGCUAAGUUAUUUAGAGCAGUCGGCACUUGUGAUGAAGUACCUGAAUAUCAGAUGGACGCUGUCACCGCUUUGAGUGGAAGUGGACCCGCUUACAUAUAUAUGCUGAUAGAGUCGUUAGCAGACGGUGGAGUGCGUUGCGGUUUACCACGCGACCUAGCCAUGCGACUGGCAACACAAACUACACUCGGCUCAGCGGCCAUGUUGCGUGAUGGUGGUCACCCCGCAGCUAUGAAAGAUAAUGUAACAUCACCGGGAGGAUCCACUGCGGAAGGAACCUACCAUUUAGAGAAGAACGGAUUCAGAUCAGCGGUCAUCGGUGCUGUAAUGGCAGCGACUAAUAGAUGUAAAGUCGUCAACGAACAGCUUAAUCAAUAAAUAAUUUGAUCACAAGAAAAUAUAAAGAGUCUCGGAACUAUUUUUAUAUUAAAACAUUUAAAAUA
Nymphalis io (European peacock) is the source of this 1103-nucleotide messenger RNA. RefSeq lists its product as uncharacterized. The coding region runs from base 196 to 1038 and encodes 280 amino acids. The transcript has 7 exons. Gene Ontology annotation, biological process: L-proline biosynthetic process. Gene Ontology annotation, molecular function: pyrroline-5-carboxylate reductase activity. NCBI's taxonomy places the organism in Eukaryota, Metazoa, Arthropoda, Insecta, Lepidoptera, Nymphalidae. The record is from RefSeq and is a predicted model, not a curated record.